GGAUGAAGGAGGAGAUGAGAGCUUGUGCAGGAAGCCUCAUUGAGCCUUUCUUCGUCUUGGUGUUGGACCGCUACUUUUUUUGUUUAAAUAAAUUCCAUCCGUAAUGGUAGUCCGGAAUCCGUAUGAUUUGUAGGUGCAAUUGAACGGGGACCCUCCGUCCAAAACGGAGACAUACGGAUCCCAUCGCAAUUACACUGCAAAAAGUGACCCAACAAAAAGAUACAUGGGCAAAGACAAGCUUACGAACACUCCAAGACCCCAAGACCCCCAAGACUCCCCGCGGCGCGCGCCCAGAGACUUGGUGCGCAUAAGCCUAUUUCAGGCUAGAGUCACGAGCAAACCCGCAAACUUAACGCCGCCCGCUAAAACGAAAGAGAGUGUCGAAACGAGAGUCGCAGGCGACCAGCAGGUGCGGCCAGGCGAACAUAAGGUACCUUCACCGACAAGGGUCAGGCAGGUUGCCUCCCUCCAAAAUCGCGGCUUGGCUCAAUCCCGUCCAAUCCAUCCACGCACGCAACGCACGUCCUUUCCUGACCCUCGAUCCUCCCAUUCUUUUUCCCCCAACAUCGCCACGUUCCCGGGUGGUGUGUUCAUUCUCUCUAUUCAGAGGUGUGUGUGUGUGGCUCUUCGAUACCCGUUCCUUAAACUCCUCGCACCGGUUCCUCUUCCCCUUCGCCAUCCGCCGCUUGCAUUCUUCUUCUUCCUCCAUCCUCUACACGUAAUCCCGCCUCCGAGCCCUCCGCAGCCUCCGUCCGACAAAGGGGAUCUCGCCGCACCACUUCGAGCAAACGGACUUCCUUGUCUUCCUUUUUCUAUUUUCUGCAAUCGUCGUCGAAAGGCAAACCGAGAAAGUCAUUUACCUUCACCUCUCACCCAACCCGCGACACAACUCGAACCCGUCGCGCCUACUUCUCUCAUCUUCAUCCAUCACAAACAACAACCAGCUUCCAUACCAAACAAUGGCCGACCACGACAAGCCCCCCGCGUACGGCGGUCCUCCCCCUCAACACCCGCAACAAGCCUACCAGGGCUACGGCUCCCCGCCUCCCCCGGGCGGCCCAGGAGGCUACGGCACCCCUCCGCCGGGACAAUACUACUCCCCCGGCCCGGAGAUGAACUACGGCCAUCAGCAAGGCCCUUACCCACCUCCGGGACAGCAGUACCCCCCGGGACAAUAUCCUCCCCAAGGACCCUACCCGCCCCAGGGCCAGUACGGACAGCAGUACCCACCGCAGGGCGGUUACUACCAGGACAACCGCGGCGGCGGCUCGGGAGGCGGCAUUAUGGCUGGUCUGCUCGGUGCGCUCGCGUGCUGCUGCUGUCUUGACUGCUUGUUCUAAGCCGGCGGCCUGUCGAACGGUUUGUCUUACUGGGAUUCUAAGGGGCCAACUUACACGGAGCGACAUUACAAUACAAAUCACACGAUACCCCCAAAAACUAAACUACUUUA
Molecule: messenger RNA, 1450 nt
Organism: Colletotrichum acutatum
Lineage: Eukaryota; Fungi; Ascomycota; Sordariomycetes; Glomerellales; Glomerellaceae
Exons: 1
Coding region: 224-1327 (367 amino acids)
Source: RefSeq, a predicted model, not a curated record